UGAAAGGAGAUUAAAUCAAUCUGCUUAACUAUUCACAAGGUCUGCAAACAAGCUGUGUUAGCAAGCCCAAGGAACACUCGGUAGAAUAUGAGGUGCUAUGCUUUAUUUAUCGAGUAUCAACCUACAGUGCAAGUGUUCUUCUGAGGUUUGUUGGCCGGAGUCAGCCCCUGCGGGGGUCAACAGCAGCAGCCAUGGGGGCAGGACGACAGGUCAGACUCCUGCUGUGGAAGAACUGGACGGUUCGCAGGAGGCAGAGGGUUCGUUUCUUCAUGGAAAUCAUGUGGCCUGUUAUUCUGUUCAUGGGGCUGGUGUGGCUAAGAAGAGUGAAUCCGCUCUACCGUCAGCAUGAAUGUCACUUCCCUAACAAGGCCAUGCCCUCAGCUGGUGUCCUGCCAUGGAUCCAGGGAAUCUUUUGUAAUGCCAACAACCCUUGUUUUCAAUACCCCACCCGUGGUGAAUCUCCUGGUCUGGUGUCCAACUACAACAACUCCAUAUUGGCUCAGGUCUAUUCGGACGCACAGGAGCUUCUUUUAGGUGACCCGGAGUUUCUCCAGCUUGGUCGCUUCUGGAGAGAAGUGACUGCUAUGAGUAACUUCAUGGACACUCUGCGCAAUCAUCCUGAACAGGUCUCAGGCCGAGGAGUAAAGGUGGAGACAAUCUUAAAGGACGAUGAAACUCUGACGUCAUUCCUGUUGAGAGACAUUCCUCUGACAGAGUCUGUGGUGUAUCAUCUAGUUAAUGCCCAAAUCAGGCCUGAACAGUUUGCGUUUGGGGUCCCAGACUUGCAUUUAAAAGACAUUGCCUGCAGCUUGAACCUGCUGGAGCGAUUCCUCAUUUUCCCCAGCCGUCGAGGACUCUACGCUGUUCGCAACGCCAUGUGCAUCCUCACUCCACAACGGCUGCAAGUCAUCGAGGACAAAUUCUACGCCAAUGUCAACUUUUUCAGACUCUUCCGCCUGCUUCCUCUUGUUCUGGACAAUCACUCUGAAGGCAUUGACAUUCACUUCUGGGUACGUGUUGUCUCCGCUGCGUCGGACAAACUCCAAGAGUUUUUACAGAGGAGAAGCUCCAGGGAGUUGAUCCAGGUCAUCACUCCGCUCUUCCAGAACAAUCUGUCCUUCAGGCAGGUGAUGGCUGCUGCUUCCAGCCUGACUUGUGGAUACACUGAGGGGGCUUUCUCCAGAGUCACCUCCUUCAACUGGUAUGAGGACAACAACUACAAAGCCUUCCUGGGUAUCAGCAGUGGCUGGGCACAGAGCCACUACACAUAUGACAACAGCACCACUCCUUUCUGCAAUGAUCUGAUGAAAGAACUGGAGUCCAACCCUGUCACCAGGAUCGUCUGGAACUCCGUCAAACCCAUGUUAAUGGGACGGAUUCUCUACGCUCCUGACUCUCCAGCAGUCAGAAAGAUCAUUCGAAAUGCUAACACUACAUUCGAGGAGCUGGAGAGGCUGAGAGUGAUGGGGAAGGCCUGGGAAGAGGUGGCUCCUCAGAUCUGGGCUUUUUUCCAAGAUGGAGUCCAAGUCAAGAUGAUCCGGGACACCAUCUGCAAUCCAUCUGUGAUGGACUUCAUUGACAGGAGUCUCGAGAAGGCGCCGUUCUCCUCCAAACACAUCCUCAACUUCCUUUACAAUGGCCCGCCAGAGGACCGUCCAGAUGACGUGCCUGACUUCGACUGGCGAGACAUCUUCAACCUCACUGACCGGGUCAUUCGGAUGCUCAACCAGUAUGGGGAUUGUGUGAUCUUGGAUAAAUUUGUGCCUCUGCCUGAUGAGGAUGCUGUUACUUAUCGGGCCUUGGACUUGUUGGAGGACAGCAAGUUCUGGGCAGGCCUCGUCUUUGUGAACAUGCACUCUUGGACUACCAAUGUCCCACCUCAUGUUCAGUUCAAGAUCCGCAUGGAUAUUGAUGUAGUGGAACGCACCAACAAGGUCAAAGACAGGUAUUGGGACCCAGGCCCCAGAGCUGAUCCUAUGGAAGACCUCCGCUAUAUUUGGGGUGGCUUUGCUUACCUUCAAGAUAUAAUUGAGCAUGGAAUCAUCAAGACUCAGACAGGAAAGGAGUGGCCACUGGGUGUUUACCUACAGCAGAUCCCCUACCCUUGUUUUGUGGACGAUCUGUUCAUGCUAACAUUGAACCGCUGUUUCCCCAUCUUCAUGGUCCUGGCCUGGGUCUACUCUGUGUCCAUGAUAGUAAAGAGUAUCGUUCUGGAGAAGGAACUCCGCCUCAAGGAGACCCUGAAGGCCAUGGGGGUCACCAACAGUGUCAUUUGGUCCACUUGGUUCAUUGACAGCUUCAUCAUAAUGGGCACAAGCACAGCUCUCCUUACCAGCAUCAUCAUGGGAGGGAGAGUAUUGAACUACAGCAACCCCAUCAUCCUCUUCCUCUUUCUGCUCACCUUCACCACGGCUACCAUCAUGCAAUGCUUCCUCCUCAGCGUCUUCUUCAACCAGGCAAACCUGGCAGCAGCCUGCUGUGGUAUCAUUUACUUCACCCUUUACCUUCCUCACAUCUUCUGCUUCGCCUGGCAAGACCGCAUCACCAAAGACAUGAAGCUCCUGGUGAGUCUGUUGUCCCAAGUGGCAUUUGGCUUUGGAACAGAGUACCUGUCCCGGUACGAGGAGCAGGGUCUUGGACUGCAGUGGAACAACAUCCAGACCAGCCCUCUGGAGGGGGACGAGUUCUCCUUCCUCACCUCCAUCUGCAUGAUGGGCCUGGACACUGUGCUCUACGGGGUUCUGGCCUGGUACCUGGACAAUGUCUUCCCUGGACAGUAUGGAAUCGGCCGUCCAUUUUACUUCCCCUUUCUGCCAUGCUAUUGGCUCAACAGUGUGGCUCCAGUUUCAGGCAAAACAGAGUUGGAUAACAAAGGCUUUGAUAACCUGGCAAACAAGGAGCAAGGAGAGCUGCAGAAAAAAGAGGAGGAGGAAAACAACGGUCAGGACAAACCCCAGACUGUGGAGAACAACCCGUCAUGUGAACACCAUGAUGAGCGUGAGAGGCUGGGGAAGCCGGACGAGGCCGAGAAGAACCAGGAGAAAGACGAGCAGCCGUUCUUCGAGGCCGAGCCAGCUGAUCUGAUGAAGGGUGUUUGCAUCCAGGACCUGGUCAAAGUGUUCGGCAGCUGCAUCAAACCGGCUGUAGACGGCCUCAGCAUUAACUUCUACGAGAGCCAGAUUACUGCCUUUCUGGGCCAAAAUGGAGCUGGGAAGACCACCACCAUGUCUAUUUUGACUGGUAUGUUCCCUCCCACCUCGGGGACAGCUACCAUUUAUGGCCAAGACAUCCGCACAGACAUGGACACCAUCCGUCAGUCUCUGGGAAUGUGCCCUCAGCACAACAUCCUUUUCCAGUAUAUGACCGUAGCAGAGCAUAUCCUCUUCUACUCGCUGCUGAAAGGCCGUCCCAUCGCAGAGGCUGAGGAAGAGGUGGAGAACAUGCUACAGGACCUGGGUCUUCCUCACAAGAGAGCUGAACUCACCCAGAACCUCUCAGGGGGCAUGCAGAGGAAGCUGUCCGUCGCUCUGGCUUUUGUUGGUGGAGCCAAAGUAGUGAUUCUGGAUGAGCCCACUUCAGGAGUGGACCCCUACUCCAGACGCUCUAUCUGGGACCUGCUGCUCAAAUAUCGUGCAGGGCGUACAGUGAUCAUGUCCACUCACCACAUGGACGAGGCCGACCUGCUGAGUGACCGGGUGGCCAUCAUCUCUCAGGGUCGCCUCCACUGCUGUGGUUCCCCCAUCUUCCUCAAGAACUGUUUCGGCGCUGGCUUCUACCUCACUCUCGUACGCCGAAUGAAACAUGACGCUUUGAAGACCAGCUGUGACUGCACAGAGGACUGUUCCUGCACAUGCUCGAAGUGUUCAAAGUUUAAGGCGGAACAGGAAGAGAGCCAGGCGCCAGACAGACAGAUGGACGGGAACAUGGACCGGAUCACAGCCUUGAUCCAUCACCAUGUGCCACAAGCUCGUCUGAUCGAGGCCGUCGGUCAGGAGCUCACCUAUCUGCUGCCCAAUCGUAACUUCCAGCCCCGGGCCUACGCUAGUCUCUUCAGGGAGCUGGAGGAGACCCUCGCGGACAUCGGCCUCAGCAGCUUUGGUGUGUCUGACACAUCCCUGGAGGAGAUCUUUUUAAAGGUCACUGCAGAUGAGAAUGCAACCAACAGGAAAUGUGCUCAAGAGUCCAAUGGCCAGAAUUCAUGUCAGGAGUCAGACGGCAACACAGGAAGAGGGUCCUACCAGGUCAAAGGCGUCUGUCUGGUGAUCAAACAGUUCUUUGCUCUGCUGAUCAAGAGGCUACAUCACGCCACACGCUCCUACAAAGACUUCAUUGCCCAGAUUGUGCUGCCUGCCAGUUUUGUUUUCCUCGCUCUGACAUUCACUCUCAUCGUUCCACCUUUUGGAGAGUAUCCUAGUCUGACCCUCUCCCCCUGGAUGUAUGGCAGACAGUACACCUUCUUCAGUAAUGAACGUCCUAUGGAUGCUCAGUUGAGAUACUUUGCUGAAGUUCUGCUGGACAAGCCUGGCUUUGGGACUCGCUGCAUGGCAGAUGAACCACUGGAAGAUUUCCCAUGUAACAACAUCACCACAGAGUGGGAGAUGCCCUUGGUUAACCCUGCCCUGAUAGACAUGCUGGAUGAUCCAGAGUGGAAUUCCCUUCGACCGUCUCCAGAAUGUCAGUGCAGCACACCCAAGAAACUCACCAUGCUGCCUGUGUGUCCUGCAGGAGCUGGAGGCCUGCCACCUCCACAGAGGAUCCAAUCAACAGGAGAUGUUCUUAUGGACCUAACAGGCAGGAACAUCUCUGACUACCUGGUGAAGACCUACCCCAGCCUCAUCAGAACCAGCUUGAAAAGCAAGUACUGGGUGAAUGAACAAAGGUAUGGAGGCAUAUCAGUGGGAGGACAGCUGCCUGUUUUAGAUCUGGAGCCAAAGACUGUCCAGGAUGUUGCAGCUCAGCUGGGACGAAUGUUCAACGUUACUGGGGGCAAAUACUCCAAACAAGCUCUGAAGGACAUUGGGAUGUUCCUCAGGUACAUGGAGACUGAAAACAAUGUCAAGGUGUGGUAUAACAAUAAGGGCUGGCAUGCCAUGGUAUCUUUUAUGAAUGUGGCCAACAACGCCAUCCUCCGUGCAAACCUGCCCAGAGGAGCAAACCUGGACGAAUAUGGAAUCACUGCCAUCAACCAUCCUCUCAACCUCACCAAAGAACAGCUCUCUGAGAUCAGUGUUCUGACCACAUCAGUGGAUGCAGUGGUGGCCAUCUGUGUCAUCUUUGCCAUGUCCUUCAUCCCAGCCAGCUUUGUCCUCUAUCUCAUCCAGGAGAGGGUCACUCAGGCCAAACACCUGCAGUUUGUCAGUGGGGUCAGUCCUGUGGUGUACUGGAUGGCCAACUUCCUGUGGGACAUGGUUAAUUACUCCAUCAGUGCAGCGAUGGUGGUAGAAAUUUUCAUCUUUUUUGAUAAGAAGUGCUAUACCUCCCCGACCAACCUCCAACCGCUUAUUGCCCUUCUUAUGCUUUAUGGGUGGUCUGUGACCCCCAUGAUGUACCCUAUGUCCUACAUAUUCAGCGUCCCCAGCACCGCCUACGUCUCUCUGUCAUGUAUCAAUCUCUUCAUUGGCAUCAACAGCAGCGCCAUCACCUUCAUCCUGGACCUUUUUGAGGGCACCACGGCUCUGUACAGGUUCAACCAAGCGUUAAAGACAAUGCUGCUCAUCUUCCCCCAUUACUGCCUGGGUCGAGGUCUCAUAGACAUGGCCAUGAACCAGGCUAUGACUGAUAUUUAUGCUCGCUUUGGUGAGGAUUACAGUCCAGACCCCUAUAACUGGGACUUUAUUGGGAAGUACCUGCUGUCCAUGGCUGUGGAGGGAUUUGCCUAUUCCAUCCUUAACAUUCUCUUCCAGUAUCGCUUCUUCCUGAAUAACUGGAUACCAGAUUGUCCAAAGCCUCAUAUUGUGGAUGAAGAUUUAGAUGUGACCGAUGAAAGAGAGCGAAUUUACCAGAGUGAAAAAACAAAUGACAUCCUACGCAUAAGAGACCUGUCCAAGACAUACACAGGAACCAUCAUCCCUGCAGUGGACCGAAUCUGUGUCGGAGUAUCACCUGGAGAGUGCUUUGGUCUCCUGGGGGUAAACGGAGCAGGGAAGACCACAACGUUUAAGAUGUUGACAGGAGACAUAGAUGUCACUUCAGGACAGGCCUCAGUCGCUGGCCACAGUGUUUUGACAGAUAUCCUGGAUGUCCACCAGAACAUGGGUUACUGCCCACAGUUCGAUGCCAUAGAUGAGCUGCUGACAGGCAGAGAACAUCUGCAUCUCUACGCCCGCCUCCGAGGAGUCCCAGAGUGUGAGAUCAGCAGGGUUGCAGAGUGGGCCAUCCAGAAGCUGGGCCUCUCAGAGUACGCAGGUCGGAGUGCUGGGACCUACAGUGGAGGAAACAGGAGGAAACUCUCCACGGCCAUCGCCAUGAUAGGCUGUCCUGCCCUGGUGGGCUGCGGUGAGGCCAACCACUGA
Messenger RNA from Acanthochromis polyacanthus (spiny chromis), 6512 nucleotides. It is a transcript of the gene abca4a, whose product is annotated as ATP-binding cassette, sub-family A (ABC1), member 4a. Gene Ontology annotation, cellular component: membrane; intracellular membrane-bounded organelle. Bases 192 to 6512 code for a protein of 2106 amino acids. The record is from RefSeq and is a predicted model, not a curated record. The transcript is spliced from 46 exons. Gene Ontology annotation, biological process: transmembrane transport; lipid transport. Gene Ontology annotation, molecular function: ATP binding; ATP hydrolysis activity; ABC-type transporter activity. Lineage: Eukaryota; Metazoa; Chordata; Actinopteri; Pomacentridae.